Messenger RNA from Penicillium antarcticum, 1095 nucleotides. Its product is annotated as FAD-dependent oxidoreductase. The coding region runs from base 1 to 1095 and encodes 364 amino acids. The record is from RefSeq and is a predicted model, not a curated record. The transcript is spliced from 6 exons. Gene Ontology annotation, molecular function: D-amino-acid oxidase activity; FAD binding. NCBI's taxonomy places the organism in Eukaryota, Fungi, Ascomycota, Eurotiomycetes, Eurotiales, Aspergillaceae.
AUGGCGACAAACAACAUUGUGGUUCUGGGGGCCGGUGUGUCUGGCUUGACAACCGCAUAUUUACUCUCGCAAGACCCUGCCAAUAAGGUCACGGUGCUGGCAAAGCACAUGCCUGGAGAUUAUGACAUUGAAUACGCAUCUCCAUGGGCGGGUGCCAAUUACAUGCCUAUGGGAAAAGCCGGAAGUAACCACGAAGCGUGGGAGCGCGCUACCUGGCCCGCAUUGAAAGCAAUCACGGAGAAGUACCCAGAGGCUGGUAUCCAUUUUCGAAAGGCCUUUAUCUACAACCGCAAGAAAGACCCCCAGGAAGAUAUUGCUGCCUUCUUUACGGACUUGGUUGAGCCAAAUCCGUGGUACAAGGAUGUCGUGCCGGAUUUCAAACCAAUUCCCUCUGAUCAGCUAGGACCUGACAUGGACAAUGCUCAAGAAUUCACCUCUGUCUGCAUCAACCCACCCGUCUACUUGGCUUGGCUAGUAGGCCAAUCUGUGAAGAACGGCGCGGUGUUCAAGCGGGCUAAUCUCAAGCACAUUACGGAUGCAGCCAAUGCCCACCACACAGGCAAGAAAGCUGAUGUCGUUAUUAAUUGCACUGGUCUAUCAUCCAAGUUCCUUGGCGGAGUCCUCGACGAGAAGAUGUAUCCAGCUCGUGGCCAGGUCGUCGUCGUUCGCAACGAUCCAGGACCAAUGAUGGCGGUAUCUAAGACUGAUGAUGCACCUGAUGAAGCUCUGUAUAUCAUGACGCGAGCCGUCGGUGGCGGUACUAUCCUCGGUGGAUCUUAUCAAAAAAACAACUGGGACGCAACACCAGAUUUGAGCCUUGCUAAUCGCAUCAUGGCCCGUGCUAUUGAGAUUGCCCCAAACCUCGUUGAGAAGGGCCAAGGAGUCAAGGGAUUGGAUAUUAUUCGACAUGGUGUUGGCCUGCGUCCUCUAAGAGAAGGUGGUCCUCGUAUUGAAAAAGAGAAGAUUAACGGCGUCUCCGUUGUUCACAACUACGGUCAUGGUGGCUUUGGCUAUCAGGCUUCAUUUGGCUGUGCAGAUACCGCUGUGUCUUUGGUCAAGGAGGUCUUGCAGGAGAAGUCUCGGGCUAAGCUGUAG